GCGCGGGAGCGGCGGCAGGCGGAGGACGGCCGGCGGCGUCCGGGGCGGCCCGCCCACGCAGCGCACUCCACCCGCCGCGCGCCGCCCGCGCCGCUCCCGUUCCCACCAGUCACCAAACCGGGGUUCCGGGGUGCGUGAGCCGCCCCCCUCCAGCCUCCGUGGGCUCAGGACUGGAGAGGACCCCAGGACGCUGCGCCGCGUCGUCUUGGGUCUCGUUGCCACCGUGCGACUCAAAAUGCCGAAGUCACCAAGCAGUUAAAUUUGUCAGCCCUAAACUCUUUAGUGGCGUUUCUUGGCUAAUUAAGUACUGCCCCUGGAGCCUCAAAAUAGUCUAUUGAAGACAAUGAGGUCUAUUUGCCAAAUGAUGAAAUUUGGACCUAUGACAUUGAUAGCGGGCUGUGGAAAAUGCACCUGAUGGAAGGAGAGCUCCCUACCUCCAUGUCGGGCAGCUGCGGGGCUUGCAUCAACGGAAGGCUGUAUGUUUUUGGAGGAUAUGAUGACAAAGGAUACAGCAACCGACUUUACUUUGUCAAUUUACGAACAAGAGAUGGAACUUACAUCUGGGAGAAAAUCACCAAGUUUGAUGGACAACCACCCACACCACGUGAUAAACUUUCCUGCUGGGUGUAUAAAGACAGAUUGAUAUAUUUUGGUGGUUAUGGGUACAGGAGGCACAGUGAGCUUCAAGACUGUUUUGAUGUCCAUGAUGCAUCUUGGGAAGAGCAGAUAUUCUGGGGGUGGCACAAUGAUGUCCAUGUGUUUGACACAAAGACAAGGACUUGGUCUCAACCAGAAAUUAAAGGUGGAGUUCCACCACAGCCACGAGCCGCGCAUUCAUGUGCAGUUCUGGGAAAUAAGGGUUAUGUCUUUGGCGGACGCGUUUUGCAAACUAGGAUGAAUGACUUACACUGUCUAAACUUAGAUACCUGGAUUUGGUCUGGAAGGAUUUCUGUUAAUGGAGAAAGCCCCAAACAUCGGUCAUGGCACACUUUAACAGCAAUAGCUGAUGAUAAGCUUUUCCUAUUUGGUGGACUAAGUGCAGAUAAUAUUCCAUUAAGUGAUGGCUGGAUUCAUAAUAUAAUAACAAACUGUUGGAAACAACUUAAACAUUUACCUUAUACCAGGCCCAGGUUAUGGCACACAGCCUGUCUGGGAAAAGAAAAUGAAAUAAUGGUAUUUGGUGGGAGCAAAGAUAACUUACUUUUCUUGGACACAGGUCACUGUAAUGAUUUAUUGAUCUUUCAAACACAGCCCUAUUCACUGCUCAGGUUGUGUCUUGACUGCAUUGGGAAAAAUGCUGUCAUUUUGAAGAGUCAGAUAUCCUUAUUACCUCCUAAACUUCGGCAGCAAGUUCUGAAAAAAAUAACAUUUUGGACUGCAGCCAAUUACCGAAAAGAGCAAAGAGUCGGAAAAGAAGAAACAGAAAACAAGCAGCAGUGGGUCAGUAGCCACUGAGUCACUCUAGGCCCAGGAUGUCAAAGCGUUUUGAUCAGACUGCCCAUUUGACCCUCCAAUCCAGGCACAGACUUUACUUAAAGGAUACAGUUUAAAACAAAUGUUUUGCUAAUGUGAUUACAUGGUACGGGAUAUAUGGAAAUAAGAUGUAGUUGACUGUUUAUCUGUAUAAUUAUAAACGGAUUUGCUUGUAAAAGACAGAAUAUGUGUUCUUUCUGAAAAUAAGUACAGUCACAGAGGAUCUUAACCCCAAUGUGUACUCUUUUCUAGAAAGAUUAUAUAAAUCUGAAAAACGGAAAUUGCCCCAAGAUCCUCUAAUACAACUGUGAAUGUGCUAUAAAAUACUCCUAAUUAACUUUUGUUACUUUGAGAUCACCUAAGUGUCUCCUUAAACAGCAUCGUCAGAACCUCCCGUCCCCACCGCUGAGCAGGGAAACAUGUUUUCUUAGUUCUGGCCCUAGGACCACAGAGGGUAGUUUGGCUACUGCUUUGAAAUACUGGGCCGUGGGAAAUUAGUACUUUUGAGACAUGGUAAAAUAAACGUUGCCUUGGAAAAGUGUUCCUAAAGUACUAUUUGUAAGUAAUGUGGGGUGAUAAUCUGGUAUUUUUGACUCUCUAAAUCCCCUGUCUAAAUCCCCUGUCAACUCUACAGAGUUGACGCUGCAGACACCACAUAUCCAGACCUUGAUAAGCUCUCUUCUCUCAGUACCAUCGAUCUGCGAACAGGAGACUCCACUGUUAGUCCUCAGAAUGGUACUUUGGCCAUUUUGAGACAUUUUUCUUUAUACCAAUCAUCUUUUUCUUCCAUUGACAUACUUGUUACAAUUAAUUACUAAAGGGUUCAAUAUAUGACAUUAUUUCCCUCCUGUCACCAUGUAAGUUAUCUCUGAACUUUAAAAUGCUGUGAAAGUAUAUUUCUAUAUUGUAUAUAAUUUAUAGUGAACAUUGUAGUAUUUCAUUAAACUAUAGAUAUGUUUUAUACAUGCUGAUUUUAGAUGUGUAAAGCUUCUAUUUAUGUAUUAGAAUAGCUUAUGUUUACACUUUAUUUAUUGAACACAGAAUAUAGAAUUAUUGCCUCACACCUUCGUCAGUGUGGACCAGUCAGAGUUCAUUUCAUUGUGGGGCUGACAGCGUGGCUCAGUGUGUAAAAGUGCUUGCUGAGGAAUACUGGUGGCCCAGGUUCCAUCCCUGGUACCAGCAUAAGGUAUGGGGAGAGAACUAACACUGUAACGGUUGCUCUCUGACCUUCACAUGUGCUCAAACAUACAAUGCACACAUACACACAAUAAUAUCAAAUAAAUAAAAAAUCAAUUCAGCGUGA
Psammomys obesus (fat sand rat) is the source of this 2776-nucleotide messenger RNA. RefSeq names its product kelch domain containing 1 (gene Klhdc1). The transcript is spliced from 13 exons. Gene Ontology annotation, molecular function: protein binding. NCBI's taxonomy places the organism in Eukaryota, Metazoa, Chordata, Mammalia, Rodentia, Muridae. The coding region runs from base 406 to 1455 and encodes 349 amino acids. The record is from RefSeq and is a predicted model, not a curated record.